AUGUGGACGAUUCGCUUCCUCCGCACCUUCAUCCGCCGCCUCACGGAUACUGCUCCUCCCAAACACCUCAGCCCACGAUGUCUCUUCCUCCCCGCCAUCUCCGCAACCCGAUCCCCCCUGCUCGAGUGCGACUACAACAUGCACAAGUCCAACUCAAAGUACUUUACCGAUCUCGACAUGUCGCGCGGCAACAUCAGUCUCGUUCUCUUUCGGAAGCCUUUCAACCCGUUCCCUGGGCCCAAACACUUUAUCAUGAUUCUCGGAGGCGCAAAUUGUGUGUGGCGCAAGGAGAUCGCGCCCUACGAAGCUUACGAACUAUGGACACGGGUAUUGUCAUGGGAUGAGAAGUGGAUAUACUUGGUCUCCCACUUUGUUAAAGCAGGGAAGUUUGUUCCUAGCGAGUAUGCGAUGCAACCGGGCGAUACGAAGCCGAAGAAGGGCAGGGCAACCGGCGGCAAGGAGGUUGAUGUUCAAAAAGCCGUCUUCGCGUCCUCCAUUGCGAGAUACGUUUUCAAGAACGGCAGGAAGACUGUACCCCCGGAAGAAGUGCUGACGGAAUGCGGCCUACUUCCUCAAGAUGAGGCUGAAAGGGCCGAGGUCGAGAGGCUACGGAUGAAAUGGCUGCCAAUUGCUCAACUCAAGUCGGGGUGGGACUCCGUACACGGCCUGUUUGAACCGACAGAGCUUGCUCUCGGCCGGUACACCGACUUCUGGUGGCGGUAG
Molecule: messenger RNA, 723 nt
Organism: Colletotrichum truncatum
Lineage: Eukaryota; Fungi; Ascomycota; Sordariomycetes; Glomerellales; Glomerellaceae
Source: RefSeq, a predicted model, not a curated record